This is a messenger RNA of Paramecium primaurelia, 1777 nucleotides long. The record is from the annotation of a GenBank genome assembly. Lineage: Eukaryota; Ciliophora; Oligohymenophorea; Peniculida; Parameciidae.
AUGUUAAGGCAUGGUCACCAUUAUUAACUUCAAAUAAUUUAUUUUAUAUUAUUACAGAAUCAUUAAAUUUAUAUGUAGAAUUGAAUUCUAAAUAACAAAUUUUACCUCAAUUAUAAUCAAAACAAAAUCUUCAUAAAAUCUUACAUAGAAGACACUUUAAAUUAAUUAAGCAGUAUAAAACUUAAAGUUAAAGUAAUAGAAAUUCAAUAUUAUAAAAAAAAAAAAAUGAUGGACUCUUUUAACAGAAGGAAGCUUUAGUUGACAUCUUUGCUUAAGUCAAAGAUGGAAAUGAACAAAUUUUUGGUUUCAUAUUAAAAACUUUUCGAAAAGAAAAAGUUUAAGACUGCAUUGGAUAUCUUUCAGAUAAUGGAAAUCAAAAACAGUUAGAAUAAUAAUUCUUACAAAAAUUUAAUUUGGCAUUAGUUGAGAUGGAAUAGAAAUUGUAUAAUUUUAGAAAUUAAAUGAAAUAAAUUACUGAUGGCUUAAAAAAAAUAAAAAAUCAUGACUUCAAUAAAAAAGACUAUUCUGAUGAAAAAAUUUAUUAAUCUAUAAGGUAACUAAUUACAAUCAUGAUGAUAGAAUUUUUGUUAUUUUUAGUUCAUCUCACAUCCAUAGAUAAUUCUUUAAUAAAAUGCGGGUCUAAUUCCUUACAUUUAUUAGUUUAGAUGAAUGUAGAUCUUAGUUAAAAAAAUUUUGAAAAUAUUAAGAUUUCAAACACUUCUUUAGUUCGAGCCAAUUUUGUUAGGUGCGAUUUAAGUGGAUCUGAAUUUGAUAAUGUAAAUAUUAGCGGAAUAAAUUUAAAUUGUGCAAAACUAUUUCAUUGUAAAUGGUAAAAUAUAAGAGUUGAUUAAUUGCAUCAUUUGAAGGGCCAUCUUUCUUAGGUCAAAUAAUUAUCCUUUUCACCAAAUGGAACUAGUUAGUAUCUUGUGAUAGAGACACAUCUAUUCGUAUAUGGGAUAUUAAGAGAGGAAAAACAUUAUCUUUAUUUUAUAGUAGUAGGAUAACUUCUGUUUGCUUUUCACCAAAUAGUUCAAACUUAGCAACAUAUGGAGAUUAUAUCAAUAUAUGGGAUACAAAAAGAGGAAAAAUAUUAUCUAAAUUGAAUUAUAAUGGUUAAGUAAUAUGCUAUUCACCAAACGGUACUACCUUAGCAUUUAAUUAUAUUAAAUUAAUUAUUAUUUGGGAUGUUGAAAGAAGAUAACAAAAAUUUGAAUUGUGUGGCCAUGAUCGUUAUGUUUAAUCAGUAUGCUUUUCUCCAGAAGGUACUACUUUAGCAUCUGGUGGUGAAGAUAGAAUGAUUUAUUUAUGGGAUGUUAAAACUGGAAAGAAAAAAUUUAAAUUAAGAUGUGAUGAAGGAGAAAUCGCAUCCUUAUGCUUCUCUCUAGAUGGUACUAUAUUAGUUUCAGGUUCUUAUAGUAUCCUUAUGUGGAAUAUCAAAACAAGAAAAAAUUUUUUUUCAUUAAAGGGUCAUGGUAAUUAUGUGAAGUCCUUAUGCUUUUCUCCUGAUCGUACGACAUUAGCAUCUGGUGGUGAUGAAGUUUUUAUGUGUUUAUGGGAGGUUAAAACAGGAUAAAUAAAAGCACAAUUAUAUUGCAAUAAUUCAAUCAACUCAAUUUGCUAUUCUCCUGAUGGUAGUAAAUUAUCAUUAAAUGGUGUGGAUAGUUCCAUCCUAUUAUACGACUCUAAAGCAAUUGAAAAUAAUACCCAAUUAAAUUAUUAUUGUGGCGUUUUCAUCUAAUUUUUUCCAGAUAGCAAGACAUUGAUGUCUUAUGAUUGA